Molecule: messenger RNA, 420 nt
Organism: Clupea harengus (Atlantic herring)
Lineage: Eukaryota; Metazoa; Chordata; Actinopteri; Clupeiformes; Clupeidae
Product: liprin-beta-1-like
Source: RefSeq, a predicted model, not a curated record
AUGUCUAUAGUUAUCCCUGGCAUCUUCUUGGCACUUGAUAUAUCUAACAUUCACAUCCUGGCCACCCACUUCUCCCUGCUGGUGGGCAGCGAGGCCCAACAGUAAGCAGGACUGUGUAAGCAGGACUGUGUGGAGCACCCCGACUACACACUCCUCACUGCCACCGCCAAGGUCAAGGUAUGCACCAUGCCACAGAGAAGCUUCAGCACCCUGAGGAAGAAGAAGCAAGAGGAUGGGGAGGAGUAUGUCUGCCCCAUGGAUGUAGAGAUGCCUAAGGGACGCAGCUUCCAGAAGGGCUACCGGGACAUGGAGUUGCAGAUCUACGAGGAUGACCUGGACCGGCUAGAACAGAUGAAGGACUCCGAGGGCACAGUUAGGCAGAUUGGAGCCUUCUCCGAGGGAAUCAAUAACGAAAGAUGA